Molecule: messenger RNA, 797 nt
Organism: Chaetura pelagica (chimney swift)
Lineage: Eukaryota; Metazoa; Chordata; Aves; Apodiformes; Apodidae
Gene: NDFIP1
Product: Nedd4 family interacting protein 1
Exons: 7
Coding region: 1-747 (248 amino acids)
Biological process (GO): positive regulation of protein ubiquitination; metal ion transport; vacuolar transport
Cellular component (GO): Golgi apparatus; endoplasmic reticulum; perinuclear region of cytoplasm
Molecular function (GO): WW domain binding
Source: RefSeq, a predicted model, not a curated record
AUGUUGAAGGUUUUCACGUACUGGAAGGACAGGUCCCCGUUCCGGCAGUACUCCGCCAGCUUGCGAGCAGACUUCUUCCAGAAGAAUCUGUUGUAUGCAAUUCAAACUAGAGGGGUAAUUCCACAGAACGGGAGGCACACCAUUAACCUCUCCUGCCUGGGGGGGUCUGUUCAGCUGCAGAAUGAAGAGGAGCCAGGUGAGGCUGCCCCGGUGGUGAACGACGCGCCGCCGCCCUACAGCAGCAUUUCUGCCGAGGGUACAGCUUAUUUUGACUACAAGGAUGAGUCAGGGUUCCCUAAGCCUCCAUCUUACAACGUGGCCACAACACUGCCUAGUUAUGAUGAGGCAGAGAGAACCAAGGCUGAAGCCACAAUCCCGCUGGUUCCUGGGCGGGAUGAUGACUUUGUGACACGGGAUGACUUUGAUGACACUGACCAGCUGAGGAUAGGAAAUGAUGGUAUUUUCAUGCUCACCUUCUUCAUGGCAUUCCUCUUCAACUGGAUUGGAUUUUUCCUGUCUUUCUGUCUGACUACAUCAGCUGCAGGACGAUAUGGGGCCAUUUCUGGGUUUGGACUGUCUCUUAUCAAAUGGAUCCUUAUUGUCAGGUUCUCCACCUAUUUUCCUGGUUACUUUGAUGGCCAGUAUUGGCUCUGGUGGGUCUUCCUUGUACUAGAUGUUUUCUGGCAAAUGUCUUCCUGCCUUAGUGAACCACCCCUCAAGAAGCAACAGGACACCUGCAGGAAGUGAAUCAAGACUCUGGAGCAGAAGAAAAAAAAAAAUCCUCACCUGCUUUAAAA